CCGCUGCAGCAGCCCGGUGCCCGCGGCAUGCCGUGAGCCGGCGCGGCGGGGUUGAUGGGGCUGCUCAGGAUUAUGCUGCCGCCCAAGUUGCAGCUGCUGGCGGUGGUGGCCUUCGCCGUGGCCAUGCUCUUCCUGGAGAACCAGAUCCAGAAGCUGGAGGAGUCCCGGGCCAAGCUGGAAAGGGCUAUUGCGAGACACGAGGUGCGUGAAAUUGAACAGCGCCAUACAAUGGAUGGCCCUCGACAAGAAUCAGUUGUGGAUGAGGAGGACGAUAGAGUGAUUAUUUACAAUCGAGUCCCUAAAACUGCAAGCACCUCUUUCACCAACAUCGCCUACGACCUUUGCUCCAAGAACAAGUAUCACGUCCUGCAUAUAAAUACAACCAAAAAUAAUCCUGUGAUGUCUCUGCAAGACCAAGUGCGAUUUGUGAAGAACGUAACGUCCUGGAAGGAGAUGAAGCCGGGAUUUUACCAUGGCCACAUUUCAUAUUUGGAUUUUGCGAAAUUUGGUGUUAAAAAGAAGCCCAUUUACAUUAACGUCAUAAGGGAUCCUAUAGAGAGGCUAGUUUCUUACUAUUACUUUCUGCGGUUUGGAGAUGAUUACAGACCAGGGUUACGAAGGCGGAAACAGGGAGAUAAAAAGACCUUUGAUGAAUGUGUAGCAGAGGGAGGCUCCGACUGCGCUCCAGAGAAACUCUGGCUUCAAAUUCCAUUCUUCUGCGGCCACAGUUCUGAAUGCUGGAAUGUGGGAAGCAGAUGGGCUAUGGAUCAGGCCAAGUACAACCUAAUUAAUGAAUACUUUCUUGUGGGAGUCACUGAAGAGCUUGAAGACUUUAUCAUGUUGUUGGAAGCGGCUUUGCCCCGGUUCUUUCGGGGUGCCACAGAACUCUACCGGACAGGAAAGAAAUCGCAUCUUAGGAAAACCACAGAGAAGAAACUCCCUACUAAACAAACCAUUGCAAAACUGCAGCAGUCUGACAUAUGGAAAAUGGAGAACGAGUUCUAUGAAUUUGCACUGGAGCAAUUCCAGUUCAUCAGAGCACACGCUGUUCGGGAAAAAGACGGAGAACUGUACAUCCUGACACAGAACUUUUUCUACGAAAAGAUCUACCCAAAAUCGAACUAAGGAUGAGGUGUAGCCGUCAGAUUAAUGGACUCAGUCUAUGGCCCUGUCUUUCCUUAGUCCUCAGCACCGAAACGUAGAUUGUUGAUGGGCUUCAGAGACAUCGCACGGUUAAGUGGAGAAAGUGGGCAAUGGAUAGCAUCCAGAAAGGGGGAUACCGGCUAGGUCUGUCAGUAUUCCAGAAGCUUAAGCUUCGCAUCUUUUCUCUGAACUUUUCGGUGGGAGUUAGAGUCUCCCGUUUGAAGAAAUUUAUGCUUUCAUUUACCAAAAUUAACACACAGCCGUGCUAGCUGAAAACAUAAAUACACUUUAAAAAGAAACCUCUGGUUCACUGAUUUUGAUUCUCAAAGCAAUUGUUUCCACCUAAAUUUCUGUGACGAAGAAAUAAUUUGCUGCCCCACUUUGACGUAGAGUUUGGGAUUGUCAGCACUGAUUGAGUCGUGUUAAUAACUGGUUAGCAUCUGUACUUUGUUUUUGUGAAUCAUGUCCAAUGGCAUUUAUUGGAUCAUACGGUCAUGUUUGUAGAGAAACCUUGCUGUUGUUGUUGGUUUGCCCAUCUUUAUAUAGUUUUUUAAAGAUAUAAAAUUAGGUCAUUAAGAUUAAAAGCAAACUAAAGCCAAUGAUAAAACUACAAAAAAAUAGAGAUUUGAAGCAGUAUUUCUCUCCUCCCAUCCCCUUCGCUCUCUUUUUUCUCCUGUCAACCAAGGGUGGGAAAAGUCUUCAGAGAGUAUUGACUUUGCCUGCAGUUUUAGUUACGAUUGAAUCUUUGUCAUUAAAAAAAGUAAAUACCAUG
Molecule: messenger RNA, 1915 nt
Organism: Tachyglossus aculeatus (Australian echidna)
Lineage: Eukaryota; Metazoa; Chordata; Mammalia; Monotremata; Tachyglossidae
Gene: HS2ST1
Product: heparan sulfate 2-O-sulfotransferase 1
Exons: 7
Coding region: 55-1125 (356 amino acids)
Cellular component (GO): membrane
Molecular function (GO): heparan sulfate 2-sulfotransferase activity
Source: RefSeq, a predicted model, not a curated record